AUGGCUGACUCCAUCGAACAUCUCCCAGGCGGAUUUCUGCCCUCGUUGCCAUCUCCCUCGCCAAGCACCGUAUCGACAGCAUCGCCGAGUAACCUACCCCAUCCAAGAAGAAACCCCUUGAAAGCUGGCUCCUCAAAAGAAGAUGCCCUAAGACGGUACGUCGACCGUCGAUUGCUGGUUGUCGGUAGGCGGUACGCGAAAAAAUUCCUGCCGUUGGAGGCAGGGGAUGAAGUGAAAGGAUAUGAGGGCUUUGGAGAAGUAGCUAAAGAUCUUGGGGAGUUGAUAGACGUGAUUUGGCUCAGUGGGACGCCGAGUCUCCAGAUCCCGUAUCUGCUGAAUGUGGCACUUGCUGUAACAUCGUACAUCACCGCAUUCCCAUUCUCGCCAAAGGCAACUUUUGUUUUGCUAGGAAAGUUGGAUCAUGUAUUCUCUAGCUUGCUGAAGGGGGAGGACUGUGUGUCGGGUGAGAUUUUGCCGGGUUUCUCUGGGGGUAUGAGGGCGGGUUUGAGUCUGACUCAUAUGGUUCGUUGCAAGGGGCUGGUGGAGGCUACGAGGGUGUUAGUCGUCGAAGUUAUGGGGAGGGGUGGAAAGAUUGAGACGGAGGGGGAGGAUGAGGAUGAGGAUGACGCUGAGACUGGGGCUGAGUGGGAGAUGGAGGCUGCGAGGGUGUAUGAGAUGACUAUCAUGCGACUUGGGGACUCGCUUGGGGAGGAGUUUGCGGUUCCAGGGGCUGGGGCUGGGGUUUAA
Drepanopeziza brunnea f. sp. 'multigermtubi' MB_m1 is the source of this 747-nucleotide messenger RNA. RefSeq lists its product as uncharacterized. Gene Ontology annotation, cellular component: transcription factor TFIIH holo complex. Lineage: Eukaryota; Fungi; Ascomycota; Leotiomycetes; Helotiales; Drepanopezizaceae. The record is from RefSeq and is a predicted model, not a curated record.